GUUUGUAAGGGACAUUUGUAAUGGGGGGUGCUAUAGUAGGUUGUUUAGUAAGUCUAGUUUAACAUAUUUCUGGUCGGGGGAUAAAAGAACCUAACUUACCGGUAUUGAUAAAACAACUGAAUACCGUAUUAGUCACAGUGGCAAGAGACAUAAAUUGCCAAAGCAAUGGAAACUAAUUCUACUUCUGAAAUUGAACAAGUUAGCGGUAAUGAAACGCCGGAAUGGGUAGACUCAAAAUGUGUUUUCUGCAAGCAAGAACUCAAAGAAGGAAACGAGCCAAGGUUACUACCUUGCCUCCAUGGUGCCUGUAAGGCUUGUGUUUCGGCUGAAUCGGUACCCAGCCCUGCGUCCGUUUCGACCUACUCAAUGCCUGUAACCAAGCCAGUGACCUGUCCAGCUUGUAAUGAAGAGAUUAACCCAGGCAAUGCUAUUGACCAUCUUUUUAUUCUUGAGAAUGUGGCUCAAGCCAAUGAGUCUUUGGAAGGGUACGAGAAAAAAGCACCCUGUUGCACAAGUUGUGAGGAUAGUGCACCAGCAUCUGGGUUUUGUACUGAUUGCCAAGAGUGGCUGUGUGAAAUGUGUAUUCAAGCUCAUCAGCGGGUUAAAGUUACAAAAGAUCAUAGUGUGCGUCCACGUGAUGACAUGGAAGGAGAGAAGACAUCGAGUCUUGAUCAGAAAUACCUCUUCUGUCCUUUACAUUCAAAGGAACCAUUGAAGUUGUACUGUGAAAGUUGUGAUAAGUUGACUUGUCGAGACUGUCAACUUUUAGAGCAUAAAGACCACAAAUACCAGUUCCUCUCAGCUGCUUGUGAACAACAUAAACUAUACUUGAGUACACUUCUUACAAAAAUAAAGGAGAAGCAAAACUACAUUGAAAAUGCACGAUCCCUGAUUAGCAAGAGGCAAGACGAGGUGUCAGAGAGAGAAAAAGAAGUCACUCAAGAAAUCAAGAUGUUUGCUGUGAAGUUCAUCACUGAAAUCAAUCGGCGAGGAAAGCUUCUGCUUCAAGAACUGAAUGAAGUAUGUAGUCGGAAGAAAAAACAGCUGACUAUGAAGAAUGAAGAACUUGUAUCUCUCUCCCAACGGUUGUAUCAUUGUCAGAGAUUUGCCGAGUCGGUCAUUACAAAGGGAAGUGACAUAGCUCUUGUGUACAGCAAAAAGGCUUUAACAAACCAACUUAGACAUGUUCUUCGACGUCGUUGUGAAGUACCCAAUCCUCAACAUAUGGUUGACAUAAAAUUUGCCUAUGAAUCUCAGUUCCUGAGUGAGUACAUAAGCCACCUUGGUUGUCUGAUGGUUGACCAGCAGCCUGUUGGUGGGAUGCUUCCUGGUGGGAUAGGUAGAGGCCAACAAGUAGUUAACCCUUCCCUGAGGAUGCAGGCACCAUCUAUUACACAUGGUACACAGGUAACCGCAAACAACCAGCCUGUUUGUACAGUCAGUAGUGACAGGUCAAAACAAAGAGCAUGGCCUAGCCCAAGACAGCCAUACAAGCCUAGAGGAAUGAUUCCGCCUCAAGGAGGCCGACCUCCAGGUUCCUAUGGAAAUGUUAGUGGGACAAAUAUGUCUGUGAGAUCUCGUGGGCCUGUGAUGGCCCAACCUCUCAAUAAGGGUUACCCGCAGCAGCAGGUUUCAUCCUCUACUCAUUCCAACUUAGCUGGUCAUUCUCCUGUACAACUAAGGAACCUAUUGAGCACAAGCCAGCAGCAGGGUAUUUCCCCACGGUCCAACCAAACAACAGCUAACUGGCAACAGCGCAUGCCUGGAAACCAGGUUAGGGGCCCAAACCCUCAAAUGGUACAGCAAACAAGACCUUAUCCUGUGCAGUUACGGCCAGCAAAUCCUCAAGCAUCUCCCUCUCCAUCACAAGCUUCUCCAUCCUCAGUUUCUCUCUCACUCCCUGUCUCAUUAAAUUCGAACAUUACCAUUUCUCCUGUUAAAACUCCUGUAACCAGCAACAGACAAAGCAGUCAAGUACAAGCUCAGAGAUCAGUUACUUCCCGAACAAGUUCUCAGCCAAACCAGCAGAAAUCUAUUCCACUUUCAACACCCAACCUUCCACCAGGGCUUCAGAUAAUGCCUCAUCCACCACCUCGCCAACCAUCACCAUCUCAAGUGAUAGUUAUUGAUGAUGAUCCUGCGCCUGUGACAACUACUACUUCAACCGUUACUAUGUCUCAUGCCCGUAGUAUGGCAAACACGUCGAGGUUGAGUCAUUUCUCACCAGGGAACAAUUCUUCACCUGGAACAGUCAAUAGAGUCAAUCAUCCACCUUCCCAUGACAAUCGCAUGCACUCGUCACCCAUUAUAAAUCACAUAGCUAACAGAACAAAUGUUUCACCUGGUUCCAACCCACUUCCUUCUUACAUUGUCCCAUCAACAACUAUCAACACAGCAUCAGUAUCCAUACAUGGAACAAUUCCUGACAGUGUUAGCCUGUCAACCCCUCAAACCACAAUGGUGCAAAGUCAAGACAGAGCCACAGGUAUUGGUGUUCAAAUAAAUGGUGAACAUAAGUCUUCAGGUGACCAGAUGCCUACUUGCAGUGGCCAAGGAUAUCCACCCAAAGAGGAGUCCAUUGUCGAUGCUGCUUCAAGAAUAUUGAGUGAAUUUGCAAACCAGUCUAUAGGAAGUAUAUUAAAAGAUGAAGACAAAGGGACAACAGAUGAUGGUUCUUCAGGAGAGAAGUCAAAGGAAAGUAUGCUGAGUCUUACGAGCAGAAAGGAAGGUAGAAGGGGUUCAACACUAGCUGCUGAUAGCAGCAGUAGUCCUGUUCCUGUAGUUACUAUUGAUGAUGAUCCAGAUCCUUCGGUUUCUAACCCUAUUAUUGUGUCUGUGACUGGUGGAACAGAGUCUGUUCAGGCAGCUGAAAACAACUAUACCAAGGAGACUAAUAGUGAUGAGAAAAUUGGCAAUGAUGUAGGUGCAGAAACCGAAAAUAAUUCCAAAGGAGAGAAUAAAGUGAAAAAUAGAAAAGGUUCCAAAGAGUUAGACAGGAAAGAUACUGAAGAGAUUAGCAUGAGAGAGUGUGAAGAGAAAAUCAGAACAGAGUCUGAGGAGACAAAUAGUGAAGAUUCUUCAGAGACAAGUAAGAGAGACCUCCAUGAAAAGACUAAAAAAGAUCCAUUGAACAAAACUAAAAAAGAACACAAGGAGAAGAUCAAGAGAGAAUCUCAGGAGAAGGCCAAGAGAGAAUCUCAGGAGAAGACUAGUAGGGAUUCUCAAGAGCGGACUAAAAAAGAUUCUGUUGAAAACAGUAGAAGAGAAUCUCAGGAGACUAGUAAUAGUGUAGAUUCUCAAAGAAAAUUUAGGAGAGAAUCUCAGGAGAGUUCUUCGUCAAAUGACAGUACCUUGAAAAUUAGGAUAAAAAAGAAAAGUAAAGAAAAGAUUGAUGAUAGUCCUAGAGAGACGAGUAAAGAAAAAUGGAACUCAGAAGAGAAUAACAGGUCACUUUUAGAAGAUCUACAAUCCCUAGAAGAUCUUUUGAAAACCAGCAGCAGUGGAUUAACAGUGAGUGAAGUGCGAGUGAAUAGCAGUGGCUUAGAAAUUUCAAAGGUAGGAGCAAAAUCUUCAAAUGAAGAAAAAACUCCAUUAAAAGACACAGUGGCCACUAUAACAAAAACAUUUGUCAAUGGACAAGGAAAAAAAGAGUUAUCCAUGGCCGUUUUGAAGAGUAUGGAAAAAACUUCAAAUCAUUCUGUAGAUGAUCCUAAUGAAGAUUGGUGUGCAGUGUGCCAUGAUGGAGGAGAGUUGUUAUGUUGUAGCAACUGUCCUCGUGUGUACCAUCUUAACUGUCAUGUUCCUGCUCUAUUAACCACUCCAAAUGAGGACUGGGCUUGCCUCAUGUGUACAGAUAUUAGAAACGGGUCUCUUACUCGAGAUUCCAGUGGAAGCAAAAGAAAGAAUCCAUUGGGUUUAUCUGGUCAUGAGCUGACGUGUUGUGAGAAGAUACUGCUGGAACUUUUUUGCCACGAUGCCAGCCUACCUUUCCACGAGCCAGUUAGCAAAACUCAAGUACCAAAUUACUACAAAGUGAUUACUAAGCCUAUGGAUAUGCUGACCAUCAAACAGAAGCUUUCUCCUAAUCAUUUUAGCCAUUAUGGAACUAUGGAUGAACUAGUUUCAGAUAUUCAUCUUAUUUUCAGUAACUGUUUUACCUUUAAUCCGGAGGGGUCUUCUUUGUACAAUGCUGCCAAAAUCUUAAAAGGUUUUUUUUGUGAUCUACUGAAGAAAUACUUGCCUGAAUAUAACUUUGAGCUGACAACUCCAUCACCAGAAAUUCAAGAUUCAGCACACUCUGAUGGAGAAACCAGUAAAGCCAAACGACAAUGUAAAGAACUACCUGAUGAUACAAUGAUACAGUACUGAUGUGAGGGUAGAGGACUGGUUUAUCUUUUAUUAUUUAUCAAAUAUACCUACAUAACUGGUGUAGCUGAAAUAAUAGCAUCUGUGAUGUGUAUCUGGACAAGCAGUUGAUGUUAAAAGUUCAGGAAACACCUGUGCUUAGUGUCAGUCAUUUAUUUUGAUGCAAUAUAUGAACCAACCAAUGAAGAACAUGGAAAAGGAGGGAUCAAAACAAGUGUCCAUGAUAAAGGUGACAUGGAACAAAUGUGUUAGAGCAUAAAUAUUUGACAAGAUUUAUUAAAGUGACUAAAGUAGAAUUAAAAAAUAUUGCUUUAACAAGUAUUCCUGGAAUGUGUGUACAUGUGUGCUAGGACUCUGAAACUGUUAAAACCAUUAUGUUGAGGUUUGUUUCUACUCUGUAAAAAGGGAGGAACAAGCAUUGCUACACCACUCAUCUAUCGAUUAUCAAAUGAAUGUGAUACAUGUAAAAAAAAAAGAAAAAGCUGGUUCACCUUUUACUAAAGUUUCCAUUUACAAAUUCAUGGAACAAAGGUGUCUCAGCUUAAAGGCAUCUAGAUAAUCUACAUUUUACACUUGUCAAGUUUCAAGUAUAGAUUAAAAAAAUAAUUAGUAAUUUUAACUUUCCAUAUUUUAAGUGCUUCAAGAUAUUAUCCUAUACUGAAAAAAAAAAGUUUACUUGUUAUUUGUUGCUCACACAAAACUAUAUAUUCACAUGGUGAAUAUGUUCAAGCUGGACUAGCUCACAUCUUGUUGAUUUUGAAAAGUCAUAUUUAAUGUAUUAUAAUAUUUCAACUUGUAAGGAAGUAGCUAAAAAAGUCGAUUUUGGCCAUUAAAAUCAUAUAAAAGUAACUUCAAAGUAAUACAUUUAUAUGUUUGACAACUCUGAAUCAUUUGGAUGUUCUUGUUGUUUAGCAGGAAAGUUAAUGCAUGUUUCUUUUUUACAGCACGUAAAUGACUCAAGUAAUCAGAAAAAAAAACAAUUCUUCUGAAAUAAAAAUUGUUUUUAAUAACUAUACAUUGAUUAUUGGUAUUUUAUACAAAACAUGAAAAUUUGUUCCUGUAGUGUUUGAAAAGACACAGAGCUCUAUCAGAGUUGGCUUUGUCAGUAAAAUAUUUAUUUUUUUGUAUGUUGUUUCAAAGUUACAGAAAAAUAUCUAAGUUGCUGUGGAUAUUUUGCUUUAAAGUGAUGGGAAAAUAUCUGAUACACUUGAUAGCUUUGAGAGCAACCAGUUUUAAAUAAAAGUACUACUUGUUUUUAACCACUGAUUUGAUAUACAUUUUAUUCUUGAGUUCAAGUUUUGUUUGAAUUGCAUUUUCUUUUCAAGUUAUAAAUCUUUGAUUUCUCAUGUUUUAUCUUGAUAUUAUAUUGUUAGUGUGUGCAAUAUCUUAAAGUAGAAAAAAAUCAUUUGGAUUUCCUGGAUACAGAAGGGGGAACAAACUUGAAAUGCAUUCCAAAAGCAGCAGCACAGUUAUGUGAAGGAUGUGAUAUGAAAUUAUUUUUUAAUUUGUUUUAAAUAAGUGAAACAUAUUUCUCAACACAAACAUACAUUUUUAACCCUCUAACAUCAGGUGGGGUCCAUAUGGUCACUCAUUUAGACUGACCUUGUAACUAUGAAACUAUACAUACUAUAGCUUUUAAUAUAGUAAGUGUGUCGUCACAAAAUUUGGUAGCUUUUAGUAAAAAAUAUUUUGUACACAAAAAAUCAUAUUGUUUAAUUAAGUUUUUUUUCUCUAAAGAUACAACUAUGAAUUUAUGGAGUCUGACUGACUAGUCUGAAUGCAAGAUGAUUUUCAUGUUAAGAUUAAAAAUACUUUUUCAUAUUACAGUUUAAGUUUUAUUUGCAUAAUCUCUAGAACCUGCUAAAUGAAUCUGAUUUUGUUUUCAGUAUAAUUAUAUACUUUAUCUGUAUUUUCUUUACCCUAAAACUGUAUACAGACUAAUUCCAUUUGACAGACAUUGUAACUGCCACGUAACAAAAGAAAUACAAAUUACCUUUUUUUCCUGGAAUUACUGCUGAUCGUAACAGAUAUUUAUGCACUGUUUAUUUUUACAGCCAAAGCUAAUAAAUUUUUCAUUUAGUUUUAUAUCUUUACAAUUGCACUUAGGCUUUAGACUAUAGUGACAGCUAUUUAUUAUACUAGAGUUUUGUGUAACCAGUAGAUUCAGCUACCAGCAUGUUUGUGUUGAAUUACACAACCAUGCUGAUGCAUAGUGCAUUCUAUCAUUGUUCAUAAGCAUUUUGUUUAUUUAAUUUCAUUUAAGUUUUUUUAUUUGACCUGAUAAGUUUUUAAUUUUUAGUUACUUUAUAGCAAUAAUAAAAAAAAAAAGAUACAUACAUAAAAUCUAAGAAAUUUAAUGUUUAUGUCUGAAGUCUUGUCAUUUUCAAGCUUUGCAUUAGAAUGAUAGAAGUCAAAAGCAAAGAUUAGCCCUAAUUCUUAGUAACGAUAAUAUGGUCUCAGAAAUUAUUUUUGUGAAAUUCAGAUAUACAACUUAGAAUAUAUAAUAUUGCCACACAUAUAUAUAUAAAAUUCAAUGUUCUAAAGCUAAUAUAAUUUAUCUGGCUUAAAUAAUUCUCAUACUCGAUCAAAAGAAUUUCAACAGUGGCAAGCAAAUCAAACUAUGUCAAAAUGUUCAAAUCUACUUAUUCCAAGGCUUUGAAGUCCCAUAGUUGUCAACAAAUUGAAAUCUUCAUUUUUCUAUUGGUUACAAAUAAUCCAGUAGCAAAUGUCAGAAUUUAUGACAAUUUUUGAAAGCACUGUUUUCUAUGAGGGGCAUGGCAUAUGGCUUUCACUUUAUUCCUUAUAUCUAUGUGAAGCAAAAAAGCUUUGUCAGUACAAACUGAUAGUUUAGCUUGGGAAUAUAUAGGGUAUAGGUGUGAACUUUCAUGGAAAGUUAGGCCAUAUAGUAUAAGAAAAUCAAAAACAGGUAAUUUGGAGUUACAAAGUAUCACACGAGACAGACAAGAUUGAAAAUUUAUUUAAAUAUUUCCUUUUGAAAUUAAAGCUUAAUUAAUAUUAGAAUUUGAAUUAUAAACUAUGUUUUGAUGCCAAUUUUAUUGAUAUCCAUUGAUAAUAAAGAGUUUACAUUUUGAAGGUAACUAUGAAAAUUUUGUGACAUGCACUUUGACCCACCUUUGCACAGAGGGUUAAAGACUACAAUUUCAUUUCUAUGUAAAAACACCUGUUCAAUAGCUACAUUAUAAAUAAUUUGUAUCAGUACUUCAUUGGAUGAAAAAAUUUUUUCCCUAACGAAUAUAAUCUAGAGUGUGUGUGUGUGUGUGUGAACAUUCCUUCAAUUGAUACAAUAUAACUGAUUUUUAUGAAACUCAUCUCAGUGAAUACACUAGUUAGUUUAUGUAAAAACCCAUUUUCAAGGAGCACUAAGUCAUUUACUACAAGAACAUUUGAAGGAGUGUGUUAUGGUUAUUAUUUAUUUAAACAAAAAUUAAACCAGCAGAAGUCUACUGAUUGACAGGAACGUGUGGAUCUUGAGAGCUUUAACCACUCAAUAAUAGCAAUAAAGUCACAUUUAAAAUACAGCAGUUGUUCAAUAGAAUACCCAAAUAAAAUACCCCCAAAUUAUUUGGGGUAGUAGCACAUAGUAACUCUUAUGCUAUGUGAUAUCUUCAGCAUUUCAUUCAAAUGUUAUUUCCUAAUUAUAGCUUUUCUUCAGAAAUAUGUGCCUACUGGUAACCUACUUCCUGUUAUAAAUUACUUCUUCCUGGGAGAAAGAAUAUUGAAAUACUUAAUUGCCAUUACAAUAAAGUUUCCAGACAAAAUCAUUUUCUAAGAAUACUUAUUUAUAAUAAAAAAAAACUUAAUGAAUUUAAAGAAAAAAAUGAUAGAAUAAAAAUUUUAAUGGAAAAUUAAAUAUAUAAUGUCUCCAAUAUAUAAACAUAAGAACGAAUUACAUCCUCCAAGUCUAUCCUAAUCAAGCUGAAACUUCAGCCUGUUAAAAGAAAAAUGAGAGUAUUGGAAUCAUUCUUCAGAGAGUAUAAAAAAAAACUACUAUGUUCCCUUCAUUUUAACUGAACAGUGCUUGUACAAAUGAGUUAAUGUGAUUAAAGAAAUGAUAGUAAAAGAUAUUUUCACACAAUGUGUGUAUGGGAAUAUCUUAACAGUGCUUUUAUAAAUGAGUUAAUGUGAUUAAAGAAAUGAUAGUAAAAGAUAUUUUCACACAAUGUGUGUAUGGGAAUAUCUUAACAGUGCUUGUAUAACUGAGUUAAUGUGAUUAAAGAAAUGAUAGUAAAAGAUAUUUUCACACAAUGUGUGUAUGGGAAUAUCUUCGAUAAUAGGUUGUUUUUUUUGUUCUGGGACAUGCUUGUAAAAGCAAAAAUUGGAACCAUUAAAGCUAUUUUAUUAGGUACUAUUUAUAAACUAAAUUUCAUUUGUGGCUAUUCAACUUAUCAUAACAUGUAAUGUAAUGGUGAGUGAGUACAUUAUCUUGAAUUUCUGAAGUUAUUAGUGUAACUUAACAAUUUAAAUACUAGUUUAGAAAUAAAGAUACUUAACCAUUGGCUAACCAAAUGCAUUUGUUUAAAAUUUCUAAUCCCCACACCUGGUUUCAUCAGUAUUAAAUAAGGUAAUGUAAUCAUUGAUUGAUCACAUACAUUGCCCUCCCUUCACACACACACACACACACGCAUGUUUCACCAAAAUUACUGCAAAUUCUCCAGGUAAUCGACAGUCCUGUGAUACUAAAAAAUAAUGUGGGACCUUACCCAAGCGGUUUCUUGUUGUGUAAGAAUGUAAUUCAAAAUUCUAUGAUUACUAUCUUAUAAACCUUGAUUACAUGCUAACAUCAGUUUUAUAGAUAUUGUAUUAUAUUCUAAGAAGUUUUCUCUAAGAAAUGUCUUAAGGAUUUUGAGAAUAUCGUUUUAAAGUAAACUUUUAUAGCUUUUUUUUUAAAGAGGCAUCAAAUUUCAACUUCACUAGGAACAAGACAGCAAGGAGAAAUUAAAUAGAUAAUAACAAAGCUUUUAAGUGGGUUACUUUGUGACAGUAUUUUAGUCUGUGUUUUAUUGUGUAUACUUGAGAAAUGUUGAAUGAUAUAAGAUUGUUCUUUUUCAUUGUCAUGAUUUGUGAAUAUCUUUGAAUAGUUUUGUUUAUUUUAAACAUAAAAAUAAAAUGUUUUCAAGAA
Molecule: messenger RNA, 9505 nt
Organism: Limulus polyphemus (Atlantic horseshoe crab)
Lineage: Eukaryota; Metazoa; Arthropoda; Merostomata; Xiphosura; Limulidae
Product: transcription intermediary factor 1-alpha-like
Exons: 18
Coding region: 166-4368 (1400 amino acids)
Molecular function (GO): zinc ion binding; protein binding
Source: RefSeq, a predicted model, not a curated record